This is a messenger RNA of Haplochromis burtoni (Burton's mouthbrooder), 2255 nucleotides long. RefSeq lists its product as uncharacterized. Gene Ontology annotation, cellular component: cytoplasm. Lineage: Eukaryota; Metazoa; Chordata; Actinopteri; Cichliformes; Cichlidae. The transcript has 6 exons. The record is from RefSeq and is a predicted model, not a curated record. The coding region runs from base 1 to 1611 and encodes 536 amino acids.
AUGAAGGACGGUACCGGAGCAGCAGGGCCGGCUCCUUCCCGCGGGGACGUGUACGCGGACUACGUCAAGUGUUACCUGGAGGAGCGGGCAGAGGUCGGGCCGUGCCGCGACCCCCAGCUGCUGAAGAGGGCGGCUCAGUAUCUACUGAGCGAGGCGGAGACCGGCGGGACUUUCACAAUGUUCCCCUUUUACCAGGCUGUGACUGAGCGCUGUGAGGCUCAGAGCGACUUCAGGAAACACCUGUCCGCCUUCAUCAGAGCCUCAGAAGUGCUGGAAACUCUGUGCGUCAACCUGUUCCUCCAGCCAUGGAAGAAGGAAAUCAGGACACUAAAGACAUUUACGGGUCCAUUUGUUUACUGUCUUGAGCCAGUUUUCAGCAAUUCCACCAUACAGUCUGUCCUGGCCUCCAUUGGUUAUGUGCCUCAUACAGACCCCAAACAAUGUGAGUACAGGCUCAGUGAGGAUGUUAAUGCAGACAAAGCCAUGCUCGUUGGUUUUGAGCUGCUCUUGGCCAGAGUGGAAUGUAACCACUUCCUGGAACUUCAGGAGGAUCAACUGAGACCACAGGAGUGGCUCGAUGUUCUUCAGAGACGAGAGCGAGCUGUGAAACUGACUGAAUGCACGCAAAACAGGACGGCAACGGAACAAACGGAGGACGAGGAGGAAAAGAAGACGGAGGAGGAUAAAAAAGAGGUACUGUACUUGGACACCAGGCUUGUAACAACCCCCCAGCCUAAGCCUCAGCAUUACCACCUCUGCAGUGUAGACCCGUCUAUUAUGGAGAUGCAGAGGACCUACCCUGACCUGGCCAUCAGGGGCCGGCCCCUGCUUCCAGACAAGCCCCACAAAGUCUGCAGCAGCACUAAAGCUGUGAGUGCCGCUGACCUGCCCAAGACAGAGUGCAGCGAGAAUCCCUGCACUGCUGUUGCACCUGUGCUCACUACCAACGACGACGGCAAAGCUCAGCAAAGUUUGGACGGCAGUCGGAGAGGCAGGAACAGUGGAGGGGCAAGCGCUCCAGGGGACACCGGCAGCGACACCCACAGAAGCAGAGUGGAUGAUGAGCUCAGUGGCCCCAAGGCCAUUUCCCUCCACAUCACACUCAGAGCAGGAGCCACAGCACAGCCUCCAACACAGCACGACACUGGGACACAAGACGAGAGUCCGGUCAAGUCAGACCUUUCCUCUCUCAGCUCCGUGGAUGAGGAGGAGCAGGAGCUGAGAGGGUUGGUGGAGUGGAUGGGACAAGUGCAGGAAAAUGAACAUGAGACAACAAGAAAAGAGGGGGACAACACAAACCAAGACAGGAGGAAACAAAUAAGAAAAGCAAACACAGAAACAAAAAAGAGAAGCCUCAGGAAGCCAGUGGUGGGAAAAGCUUCAGCGCUGAGUCAUGACGACGGCACACACACGAGACCGCAACAGUGUGACGCGACAGUGACGAACCAGCAGCCCGCCGAGUGUCAGCCCUCGCCUCCAGCCGACAGUACGGCAGACACCCAGAGGCAGCGGGAAGGAGAUCCAGGUGGUUCUGGAGACGAGGACGCUGGCCCAGCAGAGGAGGAGCAGGUGGCACAGAGCUUUGUUAUAGUGGAACAAUGCAGAGACUGAAGAGCAGGUGGAAACAAGCUGAGCCGAGGUGUAAGUGUGCUGUGGGAGUGUUCUUCCUUCUCUCACUUUGACCCUGUUCUGCUGUCCAGCUGCAGAGCGCCACACAGAUCCAGUCACGUUCAUUUGUCAAGAUGACGCUUUCAUAGUUUCAGUGUAUUUGGGCAGCUUUAUGCUGGAUGCCCUUCCUGACACAACCUCCAAGGCAGUUUUGUCUUCAGCUGGAAUUGAACCUGCAACAUUUUGAUUUGCAAGGGAAUGUGUUAACCGCUAAAUCAUCGGAGGCACUCUGAAGAGCAAAACGUGCGUUACUGCUAGGUGGUUGAGCUAAUUAACCAGUAUGUUGUGCUAUUUACAGCAGCCUCAUAAUUUGACCCCUCCUCACGAACGGCAGCUUUCUGUCUGUUUCCAACGAUGGAAGUGUGUUUACAAUGAUCAAAGAUCUUCUUUCGUGCAGAUAAAGCACAGAUAGUCUUAUCAUCAUUUUUUUAUAAAAUGUUAAAUUGUGAUUGUUGUGCCUAAAUGACCAAAAUCAAAGCUGUAUACCUUUGGUAUAUUAUUAAAGCCAUAUAAUGUAAACUUCUUGAAUGCAUCAAUAAAUAAUCAUGUUUUAUUUAAAAUAAAUGAAUAAAUUAAAAGAAAAUGAA